UGGUCCGGCCGCGCCAGGGCGGCGCUCUGCUCCCCGGCUCCGGAGCUGUCCCUCGGCCCCUUGCCUGAGCGCCCGGGGGUCAAAGACAGGGACGAGCUUCUGGGCCUCAACAGGGCCCACGGGCUCCCUACUUCCCUUCUCCUUUUUGAUCUAACUUGCAAAAAGCCCGGGCAGGAGGCGACUCACAACAGCGUCACUAAAUCAGCUCGUCUCGCUGCUGUUCCCGGGAGGGGUUUUUUUUUUUUUUUUUUUUUGAUGGAUUAAAUUAAGCGCUUCCAUUUCCGUCCACCACCUGAUCGCUGCAUUAUAAAUCCAAACAGCUGAUCCGAGAGUCUUCAGAAAUUCAGGACCUUCUACAGCGGCUGCGGCAGAGCCUGGGAGCUGUCCAGUGCUGGCGAGAGACAACAGCCGGCCCUGAGCCGAACAAUAAGAAUUGCAGCGCACGGCGCAGGACGCGGGGCCGGGACCCGCAGCUCGGAGCCGCUCCCGGCCGCGGGGAGCUGUCCAGUGCUGAACUCGCGGGCGAUGUCUGAGGAGCCCGCUCUGUGCUGGUGACCCCGGGAACUCAGGGGGGCUUUGGAGCCGCGCUGGAGGUCGGCAAGACGGGCCCGGGCAGCCAGCCGCCGCCUCUGCCGCACCAAAGCCGCUGGAUCCCGGGUUGGAACAGGGACUGACUGCACCAGGCGGAGACUGGGCAUCUCCGCAGCGCGGCUCGGGGCUGGGGACUGCCCGGCUGAGCAAGCAAAGCCCUAAAGCAGCCGCAAAGCCAUAGCGCGCCAGGAGCUUUUUUCUAAUUGUAUUUUUUUAAAGAUUUUUUGUGUGUGUGUCGGGGGGGGGGUGGUACGUUUCUUUCCCCCUCUAAUAGCUGAUCCAGCAACAACCGGCCGGCUGCCGCGGUUCUCCCCCUCCGCUCGCGGUGAGAAACCAUGCCAAGAUCUUUCCUGGUCAAAAAGGUCAAACUCGAUGAUUUUUCUUCGGCGGAUCUAGAGAACUCGUACGGCAGGUCUAGAACGGACUUCAGCUCCCGGCUCCAUGACAAGGCAGGAUACAUCAGUGACUACAUCACCCCGUCGGUCUAUGAAGGCGAAAGCGCCAUCAAGGUGCCCUCGCCUGACCCGAUCUACCCGGGGGCGCACGGGGACUAUGGCGCGCCGGACUCGGACCAGCCCGACAGCCCGCACUCGGAGAUCGCGGCCGGGUACAUCAACGGGGACGCGGCGGUGAGCGAGGGCUACGCGGUGGACGCCUUCUUCAUCACCGACGGGCGGUCGCGGCGCAAGGCGGUGAGCGGGGCGCGCAGCCUGCAGCGGCACCGGUGCAGCGAGUGCGGCAAGACCUACGCCACCUCCUCCAACCUCAGCCGGCACAAGCAGACGCACCGCAGCCUGGACAGCAAGAUGGCCAAGAAGUGCCCGACCUGCGGCAAGGUCUACGUCUCCAUGCCGGCCAUGGCCAUGCACCUGCUCACCCACGACCUCAAGCACAAGUGCGAGACCUGCGGCAAGGCCUUCAGCCGGCCCUGGCUGCUGCAGGGCCACAUGCGCUCGCACACGGGCGAGAAGCCCUUCGGCUGCGCCCACUGCGGCAAGGCCUUCGCCGACCGCUCCAACCUGCGGGCCCACAUGCAGACCCACUCGGCCUUCAAGCACUUCAAGUGCAAACGCUGCAGCAAGACCUUCGCCCUCAAGUCCUAUCUCAACAAGCACUACGAGUCGGCCUGCUUCAAGGGGGCCGUCCCGCCGCUCAGCCCCAGCGAGACCUGACCGGGGGGCGGCCC
Chelonia mydas (Green sea turtle) is the source of this 1777-nucleotide messenger RNA. It is a transcript of the gene SCRT1, whose product is annotated as scratch family transcriptional repressor 1. Gene Ontology annotation, biological process: regulation of DNA-templated transcription. Bases 927 to 1763 code for a protein of 278 amino acids. The record is from RefSeq and is a predicted model, not a curated record. The transcript is spliced from 2 exons. Gene Ontology annotation, molecular function: RNA polymerase II cis-regulatory region sequence-specific DNA binding; DNA-binding transcription factor activity, RNA polymerase II-specific. Lineage: Eukaryota; Metazoa; Chordata; Testudines; Cheloniidae.